Molecule: messenger RNA, 1543 nt
Organism: Rhizopus microsporus ATCC 52813
Lineage: Eukaryota; Fungi; Mucoromycota; Mucoromycetes; Mucorales; Rhizopodaceae
Exons: 8
Coding region: 19-1449 (476 amino acids)
Source: RefSeq, a predicted model, not a curated record
CUCUGCUUUGAGGCCAAAAUGACCCACCUAAGUGAUAUGACAUAUUUGCAAAGAUGCCCUAUUUGGUUCUGCAUCUCUGUUUAUUUAACCUAUAGCAUAUACAGAGGAGAUAGAUUUAGAUGUCUAAGAUUAAAAUCAAUACUUGCUGGUGAAUUGAAAUCGAUCAUCACUGUUUUAUUAAUACUGAUGCUAACGUUACAAUUUAUGUGGGACAUUCUACUGGCCUAUCUAAAAUACCAGGAAGGAUAUUUCAACUAUCAUGGAACUAUCAUAACAAAACCUUUUAUUCUCUGGACUCCUUCUCAUCAACAAAAAGCGGAGGCGUUUGAUUAUGUCCAAUGCGUCACUUUCUCAAUAGAAGCAGGCAUUUUCUUACUUCUUCAAUCAUUUUGGAACUAUCUCUCAAAUGUCGUGGCUAAAAAGACAUUUAUGAGUUCAUUCGAAUUUAGGUUUUAUAUUGUUUGGGCAUUAGUCAGUGUCGCUACCUAUCCUAUUCUUCAAUGGGCAUUUAGAGAUGAUCCUAUCAAAAGAGAGGCUAUUCCACAACUCACCUAUUCUUGUGAAGCACUUCUUGUGGCAUGCUUGGGCGUACGUACCCAUUUCCGUUUUAAGCGAUUGAUUGGGAUAACUCAAAAGAACAAUGCGAGUGGGCGUAAAAAUAUUAUAAUCAAGCUAUCUUACUUCAAGGAUAUGAAUAGGCUUAUGACAGUCAUACUCUUCAUCUAUAGUAUUGGCUUCAUCAUUCUUUGUGUUGAUGGAUUAUUGCCUAACCCAGUGAUCAAUCAGAACAAGUUUGCUAUAGAUGCGAUCAUGGCAAAUACAAAUGUAUGCACGGUUUACCUCUUGAUUAUUCUUAUAUCCAUUUUCCAUCCACGUGCUCAGUAUGCUAGUCGCAACGCGGAUGAGUCCACCCAUGAUGACUCGAGUAUGCAGUAUGCAGGAAAGGCAUUAGAAUUGACAACCAACAAUAGUACUAUUGCUCGGCAAGCUCCAAGUCCCGGAUACUCUCAAUCUAUAUCUAGUAAUGUGGUUAGCGGUCCAGGGCCAUUCUCAUCUCAGAUGCAUCAACCACGCAAUAUAGCUGUAGAGGAUCCUUAUACAAACAAACCUGUCAUGUUUUCUAUGGUCGACCUUCCUCCAAUUAAGCAACAAUCUAUUCAGCAGAAGAUGGCUUUUCAACCAAUUACUACAGGACACAUCCAUCAUGAUAGUGUCAGUAGUCGACACGAAACCUCUUCUCCAGUCUCAAGCAUGCGGCAUCCCUAUGAUAAUAGCUCAUAUAUUCACAAUGAACAGCGAACUAUCUCACCCUAUCGUCCAUCAUGGGAAAGGCAAGAGAGCGAUAUGUACAGACCAUUAACAAAUACAUCCGAAAUACCGUUAAAUCAAUCAAAAGACGAUUCUAUCCGUGAUUGGCUCUGGCAGCCUCCUGAAAGAAGAAAUACCUAAUCUUUUUAAUCGUGUGCUUUUAGCACCUAUAUAUUCUUACUACGCUUAUUUGCUGGUCAUAAUAAAAUAUUCAUAAUAUUUACAAGUAUUAGUG